Molecule: messenger RNA, 348 nt
Organism: Colletotrichum chrysophilum
Lineage: Eukaryota; Fungi; Ascomycota; Sordariomycetes; Glomerellales; Glomerellaceae
Exons: 2
Coding region: 1-348 (115 amino acids)
Source: RefSeq, a predicted model, not a curated record
AUGCCCGCUCCAGCACCGAGACCGCGAGGGCCGAAGCUCAAGUUCACGCCUGAAGACGACCAACUUCUAAUCGACCUGAAGGAGAACAAAUCACUUACCUGGAAACAAAUCGCCGACUUUUUCCCUGGUCGAUCAUCUGGAACCUUGCAAGUGCGCUACUGCACGAAGCUGAAAGCUAAGACAACCCAAUGGACCGACGAGACGGACCAAAAGCUUCGCACUGCACUUCAAGACUACGAGAAUGAGAAAUGGCGCAUUGUGGCCAACAAAGUCGGGACCGGCUUCACCCCUGCCGCUUGCCGCGAGCGCGCCCAGGAGUUGAUGGGUGGUAUGGGUGCUCCUUUAUAG